Aphanomyces astaci is the source of this 1992-nucleotide messenger RNA. RefSeq lists its product as hypothetical. Gene Ontology annotation, molecular function: ubiquitin-protein transferase activity. NCBI's taxonomy places the organism in Eukaryota, Oomycota, Saprolegniomycetes, Saprolegniales, Verrucalvaceae. The record is from RefSeq and is a predicted model, not a curated record. The coding region runs from base 1 to 1962 and encodes 653 amino acids. The transcript has 10 exons.
AUGGACGUGACCAGGAACUCCGAGUUUAUGCCUGGUCUUCAGCGCGCGGACAUUGAAGAACUGUUGAGCGACGCGAAUCGAUGGGAGUGUGCCGUGUGCGCAUUCAGCAACGUUGCGAUGAAGCCCACGUGUAGUCUCUGUGGCGGGCUCAAGGACUCGCACUUUCUCGAGCAUGCGUUGGACGAGAUCGACUACGCGCUCCUGACUGACCGGCCGCGCUCUCGAAGCUACCGCGACGCAUUCCUCACGCCGCUAUCGUCGUCGUCAUUGUCCAUGCGGACCAGCAAGAUGACCCUCCUCAACACGUUUCACCGCAUGUCGUCGUUCUUUUUCCACAAACUCGUCGCACCGGAUGACUUGAACCCUCGUCAACGCAGUGCGCGCAUGCGCAAGGAAUGGGUACGGAAGCUCGAUGUCAAGGACCGGCCGUACUGGAAGCGGCGCAUCUUGGACGCGACGCGUGUCGUCCCUGCGUUCGUUGUCCAGCUCAUGUCGUCCUCCGAUCGAUUGAAAGCUCUGGCCGUCAUCCACCGACGAACGUCCACCGUCCUGGGUACGUUGGACGAGGAAGACACGAUCGUCGUGUUGGAAGACAAGGGACUCCACCACGUCGAUGACGACGUGGCCAUGCUCCAUGAUGACGGCGACGACGAGGAUGUCAAGCACAUCAUGUACCUUCCCGUGGAAGCAGUGCGCGCGACGCGAUCGGUCCUGGGUGAAGCCGUGGACCCGGCCCUGUGGCGCCACUUGCAUCAACUGUCCCGUCAGCCGUUUUCGACCAAAUACACGUGGUACCUCCAUCAAGCCAGUACCCUCAUGCAAUCCUACGACAUGGGGUACUGCCGGAUGAAGGUGGCGAGGGCGACCGCGUUUACCGAAGCGGUGGAAAACAUCGCGUUCCUCAAACAAAGCGCACUCUGCUCGAUCAUUCGAGUGCAGUUCAGGGGCGAAAGUGGCUUGGAUGCCGGCGCGAUUCAACGAGAAUGGUACCUCCUCGUGGCCCAAGGCUUCCUGGACGACGCGACGGGCCUGUUUAUGGUCACGAACCGCGACGACAAUGCGUACUUUAUCAACCCGAACGCCGCCGCCGCCAUGCAUCGCCAGCACAUGACAACAUCGCGCGCCAAACCACCUGGGGUUUCGCACUCCCAAGCAUUCCGUGCGGCAGGCCGGUUCAUCGGUCGCGCGUUGCUCGAUGGCCAGAUGCUACCGCUCCACUUUUGCCCCGUCUUGUUCAAAUUGCUGCUGGGUAUACCUGUAACGUUGGAUGACAUCGAAAGCUUGGACAAAACCAUAUACUCGAGCCUUCGGUUCGUUCUGGACCAUGACAACGCGGACGACCUGUGCUUGACGUUCUCGGCGACGGAGCGUCAAGAUGACACGAUCGUGGAAGUGGACUUAGUUGCCGGCGGACGAGACAUUGCCGUCACGGACGCCAACAAGCACGAGUACGUGGACCUGAUGACGCGCUACUUGCUCUUCGAUCGCAUCGACGACUCGUUGCGGGACAUGAUUCAAGGAUUGUACGAGGUCGUACCGCCCGAGUUGCUCAUUCCUUUCGACCACAAAGAGUUUGAAUUGAUUCUUUGUGGGCUGUCCGAGAUCGACGUGUAUGACUGGAAAGCCAACACGGUGACGUCGUCCAACUUGCAUGCCACCGAGACCCUCGACUGGUUUUGGGCAUGUGUUGAAGCCAUGAGUCCGGCCGAUCGAGCCAAGCUGCUGCAGUACUCGACGGGGUCGUCCCGCGUUCCUGUGCAAGGCUUCAAAGGCCUCACGAGCUACGACGGCAAGAUCUGCUACUUUACCCUGAAAGGCAUCACGUACACGCCGGGGGGGUACCCGUGUGCGCAUGCAUGCUACAACCGCAUCGAUCUGCCCAUGUACCCGCGCAAGGACUUGAUGGAAGACGCCCUCACGAUGCUGCUGCUGUCCGACCCCACGGGCUUUAACAUCGAAUAACGUAUACUCCUUAUUUAUGCUUCUCCCCCC